AUGACGACCGCGAAACAUGCAGAUGCGACGACGUUUCAUCAGCCCCUCCUCUCGGAACCACACCUACCCCCUCAAACCCAGCCCCAACCCACCCAAUACGUCAUCGUUCUGCCUCCCUACCCUCCGCCCAACAGCCACCGGCUCCUCCGCAAGACAUGGCGGCGCUGCAUAUUCUGCUCCGCCGCAUCCAUCAUCUUCCUCGUCGCCGCCGCAUACCUCCUCUGGCCCUCCGACCCUGACCUAUCCGUCGUCCGCCUCCGCCUCGACCGCCUCCACUUCCACACCCGCCCCAAGAUCUCCGUGGACGUCACCAUGGACCUCACGAUUAGGGUUUUCAAUAAGGACUUCUACUCCUUGGACUACGACUCCCUGCUCGUCGCGAUCGGGUACAGGGGGAAGAAGCUGGGGCACGUGACGUCGGCCGGCGGGAGCAUCGAGGCGCGCGGGUCAUCGUACGUGAACGCCACGCUCCAGCUCGAUCGGGUGGAGAUUCUGGGGGAUGUGGUGCUGCUGCUCGAGGACCUGGCGAAAGGAGUGGUGAUGUUUGAUACGGUGUCGGAGAUUGGUGGCCGGCUAGGGAUCGUCUUCUUUGAGUUACCACUGAAGACGAAGAUGACAUGUGAAGUGAUUGUAAACACGAGGAACCAAACAAUUUCCCAUCAGAAUUGCUACCCAGAGGUUUCUGAAGUGAAAUAG
This is a messenger RNA of Striga hermonthica, 696 nucleotides long. The record is from the annotation of a GenBank genome assembly. Lineage: Eukaryota; Viridiplantae; Streptophyta; Magnoliopsida; Lamiales; Orobanchaceae.